This is a messenger RNA of Limulus polyphemus (Atlantic horseshoe crab), 1894 nucleotides long. RefSeq names its product actin-related protein 2 (gene Arp2). The record is from RefSeq and is a predicted model, not a curated record. Gene Ontology annotation, cellular component: Arp2/3 protein complex; actin cortical patch. Gene Ontology annotation, biological process: Arp2/3 complex-mediated actin nucleation. The transcript has 9 exons. Gene Ontology annotation, molecular function: actin filament binding. NCBI's taxonomy places the organism in Eukaryota, Metazoa, Arthropoda, Merostomata, Xiphosura, Limulidae. The coding region runs from base 151 to 1362 and encodes 403 amino acids.
GCUUGCUGCUUAUCCGCCCUUCCGGCGUUUAAUGUAAUGUGUUAAUGGGAUUAGUCUGUUUUAUAUUUCAUAAGCUUAGUCAUUUACAGUAAGUUAAUACAUAUUUUUUAGCUCACUUCUUCAUAUCGAGAUACUGCAUUAAAAACUUUCAUGGACAGUCAAGGAAGAAAAGUUAUUGUAUGUGACAACGGUACAGGCUUUGUAAAAUGUGGCUAUGCAGGAUCCAACUUUCCUGCAUUUACCUUUCCAUCCUUGGUGGGCAGACCUAUCCUGCGGGCAGCCAACAAGAUUGGAGACAUUGAAGUUAAGGAAAUUUUAAGUGACACUCACCAUGACCUGAUGGUUGGAGAUGAAGCAAGCAAGCUACGUUCCAUGUUGGAAGUGGAAUAUCCUAUGGAGAAUGGAAUAGUCAGAAACUGGGAUGACAUGUGCCAUGUCUGGGACUACACUUUUGGUCCUCAGAAGAUGAACUUAAAUCCUCGAGAAUGUAAAGUUCUUCUUACAGAGCCACCAAUGAAUCCGGUCAAGAAUAGAGAAAAAAUGAUAGAGGUAAUGUUCGAAAAAUAUCAGUUUGCUGGAACCUACGUUGCAAUCCAGGCUGUUCUUACACUCUAUGCUCAGGGGCUACUGACAGGAGUUGUGGUUGACUCUGGUGAUGGAGUUACUCACAUCUGUCCAGUGUAUGAAGGGUUUGCUCUGCCUCAUUUAACAAGGCGUCUAGACAUUGCUGGCCGAGACAUCACCCGCUACUUAAUUAAGCUGCUUUUGUUGAGAGGAUAUGCUUUCAAUCACACAGCUGAUUUCGAAACUGUGAGAAUGAUCAAAGAGAAGCUCUGCUAUAUAGGUUACAACAUUGAACAGGAACAGAAGCUGGCCUUAGAAACAACUUUUCUUGUGGAAUCUUACACACUGCCAGAUGGUAGAGUUAUCAAGAUGGGAGGUGAAAGAUUUGAAGCCCCCGAAGCUCUCUUUCAACCCCAUUUAGUCAAUAUAGAAGGGCAAGGAAUUGCGGAACUCGUGUUUAAUACCAUCCAGGCUGCUGACAUCGACAUCCGACCUGAUCUGUACAAGCACAUUGUUCUAUCAGGGGGUUCCACUAUGUAUCCAGGACUACCUAGUCGCCUGGAACGUGAAAUCAAACAGUUGUAUCUGGAACGAGUUUUGAAAGGAGACACAGAAAAAUUAUCUAAAUUCAAGAUCAGGAUUGAGGAUCCACCACGAAGAAAGGAUAUGGUAUUUAUUGGUGGAGCAGUAUUAGCAGAUGUGAUGAAGGACAAAGACACAUUUUGGAUGUCCAGAGAGGAGUAUCAGGAAAAGGGCUUGAAGGUGUUAGAGAAACUAGGAGUACGUGCCACGAGUUAGAACUGUGGAUGGAUUUUUGUGUAUGUCAUAUCAGACUCAAACUACAAGUCCAGCUUGUAUGGAUUUGCUAUGAUAAAUAAUUUUUGUAUAUUAUUAAUCUUUCUUCUUGGUGAUCUCGUGGUAUUAAUAACAUUCUAAAAUGUGAAUUUUGAAUUUAAAGUCCAUUAAAUUAUGUAGUGAUUCUUUAGUUUACCAUUGUAGAUAAGAAGAUCUAAAAAAACAAAAUCAUUCAACCAACAAAUGUAAUUUUAUGGUAAUUACAAGCUAUGGAUUAUGUAUAUAUAAGAUCCAGGCCUUGUUUUAUUAUUACAUUAAAUAAGAUUGGCUAGUUUUGUUAUAACAUUAAUACCAUUUACUAUCCAUUCAGGUUUAUGAUUUUUGGAAAAUAUAAAAUAAACAAUUUUCUUCAUUCAGACAUUCUUAAUAUUCCUGUCUUGCUUUUUUCAUGUAUUUCUUUUGUUAAAAAUUAUGUAAUAAAAAUUGUGUCUAGAGGACAACAUUUUUUUCUAAUAAAUCAACUGUCCAUUUUCAA